ACCGGCCCGGCGGCUGUCUAUCGGACGUCCCUACUUAGCUAAGCAACUCAACAGAGUCGGGAUAUAUGUCCAGCUAAGGAGUCAACAGGAAGCGGCAGCAUAUCCGCGUAUCUUCCUUGCCUAGCCGCGAUACUCGCGGACGACUUCCUGACACGCAGGGGCAGAGUACGAGUCUUCGAUGGCGACGAGCGUGGGUUGGCCGGGGGUGCGUCCCGUCAAGACUUGCACGGAAUGUAAGCAGUCCAAGCUUCGGUGCGACUCGAAAGACAGAUUUCCCAACCCGUGCUCGAGAUGCCAGGCGAGAAAUCUCACAUGCACCGUGGACCCGUCCUUCCGGAGAACACCAGCACGCAAGAGGCUCGAGGCCAUGUCGAAAGAGCUACAGGAGCUGCGCGACCAGAGGCUAGCAGAGGGGGCCCGGGCCAGUUCGGCGACGAGCCCGGAUGCGGACACAAAUCGCUCGCGAGACACGUCCGUGAGCGCAUCGCAGUCCCUAGCCGGCAUUCUGCUGGACGAUUUCGAGUUUUUAGGGCACGAGUCAUUCGAGCUCGGCCCCGUAGUAGUGAGCAAGCAGUCGGUCGUCGAGAUCUUCAACCUAUUUGUCACAUUAUACUGUCCUCACAUGCCUAUCCUGGGCCCGAUAUCACUCAACGGCACCUACCAAUCUCAACCCUUUCUGUUCUGGACCAUCGUCAUCAUCGUCGCAUUGCGCUCACCCGUGCCGUCGGACGAAAACCUCUUCACUCGUCUGCGUGACCCGUACAUGCAGAUGUUGAGGGGAGAGAUUUUGCGAUCUCCGAUGCCUCUGGGCAAAAUCCAAGCACUCCUAUUUCUUUGCACCUGGCCGCUGCCCGUCUCGAGCCAACGGGACGAUCCGAGUUGGCUGUAUUGUGGGAUCGCGGUAAAUGCCGCCCUUUACAUGGGCCUUCACCGCUCGAAUCCCAAGGCGGGGGAUAUCCCUUCGUUUUACAGCAUCGGAGUCGUGGCGGGCAGCGCUCACGAGCGGAAUAACACGUGGCUCGGCUGCUUCUACGUCAGCACCUCUCUCAGCAUGCACUACGGCGUCCCUCCGAUGAUAAACACCCCGUCAGAUCUCGCCCACAUACGAACGCUUCUAAGCGAGCAUACCGUCCCGCGGGGGUUCGCCCUUCAGAUCCGUGCGCUCCUCAUCAAAGCGGGCUUUACCAACGUGCUCGCCCACGACUCGAACGACGUGGUCGUCGAUUCCUCCAUCACUCACCUCCUCGACAGCGAGCUCGACACGCUCAAGGCCAACUUUCCCGAGGGGUGGACGAGCAUGACCGAGUUCACCAUCAUGGUGGUCAAGAUGUACGUCUACAGCUUAGUAAUAACGCGGUCUCGCGCUGGCAUGGGCUCGCGGGAGAUCCUCCUGAAGCUCGGCCUGGCCGCGGCUCUGCGCUCGAUCUACAUAGGGAACUCGCGGUACCACGAGACGCAGGACAAGCUCCACAACAUGACGGUGGCGCAGCGCGAGCGUACGUUGCCCAAGGACUACUUCCGGGGCUUGGCCUUCGCGACGGUCUUCCUCAUCCGCUACUUCGUCCAGUACAAGGGGUCCAAUGCCGAGGAGCAGCAGCUGGCCGCCAACCAUGUGAUCAUGGCGCACUCCAUCUUCAAGGGGGUGACGCUCCACCCCAGAGACGAGUACGGCCGGGCGGCGGCGCUCUUCGAGACGCUUUGUAAGCAGGCCCCUAUUCCCACCGAUACGAGCAAGCCCAGCUUAGCCGACAGGAUGGGCGCCACCCUGAUCGUCGACGCUAUCAACACAGCCCGCACAUUACGCGGCGCCCCCCUCGAGAUCACAGAGCCCGAGGUCCCCAUCGCGAACACGACAGAGAGCCUGGCGGCGCCGAGCGCCGUCGAGUCGCAGGACGUCUUCAAUAGCACGUCUCAUCUCCUAGACCCCUGGCCGUCGGACCUGGCGUUCGCGAACGAGUUCUGGAGCGAUCUCUCGUGGGACGUAUUCAACGUGAACGGCGGCACGUUGCAUUUCUCGCCGAGUCAUCAGGGUCACCAGGAUCAUUAGGGUCUAUAAUAGGUAGAAAUUUUAAAUAACGGCAAAAAAAAAAAAACCAAAUAAAAUAUCUCGAGAAAUGUCUUCAAUUAGCCGAAUAGUCUACAGAUUCCGUGACCACGUAUUAUAAUACAUAAUAGACCAAAGGAAAACCCUGAUCCCUCCUCGCCCUAGCCUGCUCGAUCCGAACCCCUGCGUCUGCUCCUCCUCCUCGUCCAUCUACGCGAGCGCCGCCACCAGCUCGUCGGGCAGGGGCAUGCGCACGAGGGGGACGUGGCGCUGGGAGCCGUGGACGUCGUCCUCCAUGAAGCCGCCGGCGGGGACGGGGC
Durotheca rogersii is the source of this 2364-nucleotide messenger RNA. Its product is annotated as fungal-specific transcription factor domain-containing protein. The transcript is spliced from 5 exons. Gene Ontology annotation, biological process: DNA-templated transcription; regulation of DNA-templated transcription. The record is from RefSeq and is a predicted model, not a curated record. Gene Ontology annotation, molecular function: zinc ion binding; DNA-binding transcription factor activity, RNA polymerase II-specific; transcription cis-regulatory region binding. Gene Ontology annotation, cellular component: nucleus. NCBI's taxonomy places the organism in Eukaryota, Fungi, Ascomycota, Sordariomycetes, Xylariales, Xylariaceae. Bases 179 to 2047 code for a protein of 622 amino acids.